AUGACCUCCACGUUUGUCACAUCCGCUGGUGCUGUCGGUGCUGUCGGUGCUGCCGUCACGUCUGUCCCGUCUGCUGGGCCUGACGGAUCGCCAUCAAAUGACAACAACGGGCGCCGUUAUCCACAGUCGGAAACUGACGGCCUCCACCAAUCUCAACCUCCCAUCUCGGCCUCCUUUUCGUCCCUCUCUCCUUCUGCUAUCGACCACAAUGGCGAUCGGCCCGUCACCAUCUUGACCUUUGCCGACCUCAGCCACCACCGAUCCGACGACGACCGUCCCGGCUCGAGCAAUCCCAUCCCGUCUCCCUUCCUGCCCUCCUCCCCUUUGGGCCAGCUGCCACCCCUGAUCACGCAAACGCAGACGCCCUCCCCGUCGCCCUCACCGUCGCGGCUCUCGCAGUACAGCGGCUUCGGCUACGAUCCCAUUGGCCUCUCCCCUGUCACCGGCCACAGCGACCGACCAGACCGAGCCGACCCCAUCCACCUCAUCCCCUCGCCCGCCUCCUCCUCCUCGUCUACUCCCAUCCACCAACCCCAGCCCCGAAAGCCAUCGCCCGGCCUGGCCGCCCGGCUGAAAGCCCUGGGCUUUGGCACCACCUCCACCAAGGCCUCGUCGCCCGCCUUGCCUCCACAGCCUGAGCACAUCGGCCGCCUCCCCGAAGACCGGCUACGAAAGCUCGACCAGAAGCACCAGGCCGGCUCCGUCGUCCCCGUCAUUGAACGGCGCGGCCGUCCCUGGAAGGGCGCUGGUGCCGCUGUCGCCCGCUUUGCCAAGGGACGCCACAAGCAGCCAACCGCCGACGUCGACACCGACCGCAACCUCUAUCCGAGCGACGACGACUCUUCCUCUAUGCUUCUUCCCGAGAUCGACACCGUCCCGCCCCUGGAGAUGGAGAUGGACACAAACAAGUACCGCUUGCCAGACCAUACAAACGAAAAUGGCACCAAAGUACAGCUAGAUACCCGCCAGCAGCAUCUUGAUCGGGACAUUCAGCCUGUCCACGAGUUCGCACACAACCCAGCAGCUGAACCCCCUGAACCGCCUGAGCCUCCCGAAUCUCCUGAAUCUCCUGACUCUCCUGAAUCUCUUGCAUCGCCCAAAGUCCCUCCCCCUCUUCCGAAAAAAAGCCCUCCUCCGCCACCAUCCACGCCCCCACAGACGGACUUCAGCUCAGAUGUAACCUCUUACUUCAACCCGCUGGGCCUACAACGCGCCGGUUCUAUCUACACAUUAUCGCGCGUGUCCUUCGCUAACCAGCUGGCCCAGCUGACAUCCCUCCAACUGCCUGAUGCCGAGUCGCUCUCCAGCAAGGUCGCCGCCAUCCCGACGGCCCAGGCGGCUACGCGUGCCCUGAUCGGUGCUGCCGAGCAGAUCCGGAACUGGGUGUCCAAGGCUUCUGAGGUCAUCGAUGGCCUAGACAGCGACGAUGACGUGGAAUGGGCGGCAGCCGGUGGCCGCGAGGGCUUGGAGGAGGUCGAACAUGCCAUUGUCCGGUUCGAGGAGCUAAUCAAUAUAUACGUCGGGGCCAUUGAGCAGCUGCAGAACCGUCCGGACAUUGCCAGCGUGAGUGCCGACGACCUCCAUCGUGCCGUCAUCCAGAUGGAGUCCAUCAUGGACGAGUGGCAGAAGAUGCGCAAGACCCUGCAGAGCGUCAAGGCCCAGGUUGAGAUUGCGAUGGAGUGGGAGGAGCUCUGGAGCAUGGUGCUGGGCGACAUCCAAAACGAGAUGGAGGAGCUUAGCCGGCUUGUCUUUGAGAUGGAGGAGCGUCGCCACAAGUCCAUCCUGGCCAACGGGGCCGCCGCCGAGGACACGGAGGACACAGAGGGUGCCGAUGGCGCUGAUGGUGCCGAUGGCGCAGACGGUGCUGACGCUGCCGGCGUCGAUAUUGGCGACCUCGAAACGAUCGUGGAAGAGACAAAGGAGCAGCAGCAGCAGCAGCCGAACGCGCCGACUCGCGUGCCCGCCUCGUCUGGCAACAACCGCUACAGCAUUCCGGUUUUCCCGCCCAGCGCCAACCCGCCUGAGGGGGGAGCCAGCACAACCCCCGGCAUAUCCCUGGACGACUCCAGCCUCCUGGCACUGUUUGCUCGCAUGCAGCCGCUCCGUGCAUCACUGGACUUUCUGCCGAUGCGGCUGUGCGUGUUCGAAGCCCGGGCGUCGUCGUGCUUUCCAACGGCCUGUGAGGAGCUCGAGAUGCGGCGAUGCGGCCUCGAUGGCAGCUACAGGAAGCUCGAGAAAGAUGCCGAGUCACUGCGGAAGGAGCUUGGCGAGGACCGCUGGGUGGCUGUGUUCCGGGGAGCGGCGCGGCAGGCGCAGAAGAUGUACGAGUCGGUAGAGCGCAGUGUGGCCAAGCUGAGGGAGGCUCUGGAUGCCGGCCUGCACCUGACGAACCAGCCGCUGAUGGCGAAGAAGACGGAGAGCUACGAGACCAAGAAGGUGCAUUACGGCCCGGCUAUUGAGCGGGUCCUGGCGAUCAUUGACAAGGGCAUCAAGGACCGUCUGACGCUCAACGGCGAGAUCCUGCGGCUGCACGCCGAGCUGCAGGCCAAGUGGGACGAGCUCCGGGACCGCAUGCACGACGUGGACAUGGGCCUCGAGGACGUGCAGGCCGAGCAGGCGAGCCAGCAGCUGCGCGACUCCAUCUCGAGCAUGCUGUCAAACGACCAGUCGACGGGCGGGAGCGGACGCGAUACACCGCAGAGCUCGCCGCCCUCAUCCGUGAUCAUGUCGUCGCUGGGCCUAGACAAGGGCCAGAGGGCCUCUGGCGGUGGAAAGGCCGACAACAAGGGCACCCCGACAAAAAUGAAGCGCCGGUCAGUCAUGGGCAACAGUCAGCUGCCACAGCUUGCCAGCCGGCGGAGCAUCUGCUCGACAGCCGCGGCUGCUGCUCAGGCGCGAAAGCCGCUGCGCUUUUCCAACUACAUGCCUCCUGGCAGCCCUGGUUUACUGUCUCCGAGUCGCGAAGGUUCGGUGACCCCGGUCCACGGACAGCGGUCAGCACCGACACCGAAAGCAAAAGCGAAACCAGCACGGCCGACACCACCGCCAGACACACGUCCUAGAUGGAACAGCUCGACUGUCGGCAUCGACACCGGUCACAACUUUAAGCCGCUCAGCCUGACGACGCCGAGUCCGUAUGCCAAGACACCCACUCUCCGCCGGACACCGUCAAUGACAAGCACGUCCGGCUCUGGGGCGAGGGGCAUGACGAGGCUGCCCACACCAAGUCCGCUUGGCCGCAACGCGUCUUCACCAGCCCCGCCAAGCUCUCCUUCUCACAGCCGGCCGGGGACCAGUGGAACGCCGUUCCGUCCUCGUCUGAGCUCACACUCUUCGCAGUCGGGUGCGAACAACCGGCGCGCAUCGAUGCAGCCGGCCUGGAGCAUGGAGACGUCGCCAAAUGGGCCACCACGGUCUGCAAGCUCCCUGGCCAUGUCUCGCCGGAGCGGCCUCUACCCCGGUGUCUGGGUGAGUGGAGAAGGAGGCAACGCCCUGGACGGCAUCUCCGGUCGUGAUUCGCCACAGACGAGGCGGAACAACUCGGCCAGUGAGCAACAAAAAAAGACGGAGCGGCCCAGGUGGAGGCCUUGA
This is a messenger RNA of Grosmannia clavigera kw1407, 3591 nucleotides long. RefSeq names its product karyogamy protein. Gene Ontology annotation, cellular component: cell cortex; spindle pole body; mating projection tip. Gene Ontology annotation, biological process: nuclear migration along microtubule; establishment of spindle localization; mitotic spindle orientation checkpoint signaling. NCBI's taxonomy places the organism in Eukaryota, Fungi, Ascomycota, Sordariomycetes, Ophiostomatales, Ophiostomataceae. Bases 1 to 3591 code for a protein of 1196 amino acids. The transcript has a single exon. The record is from RefSeq and is a predicted model, not a curated record.